CAAACAGCUAUUUUGAGCACCGUGUUAGCCGAUACACGCUAGUGUACACAUACAUCCAGACACAUCCAUCUACAUACACCGUCGGCCGGAUACGAGCGACCACUUCCAUCAUGGCAGCCCAGCAGUUUGCGGACGACCCCGCCCUCUACAUCUUCACGUCCCUUACCGCUGGUUCCUCACACAUUGUCACGGCUACUUCUCGCCUAGAGACAAUCCUCCGCGCAAACAGAAUCCCUUUCAAAGCCAUCGAUAUUGCCACAGACAAGAAUGCCCGUAGUCUAUGGACCAGACGCGCUGGCAAGGAUGAGGGAGGCCGCAUCAGGAAGCUGCCUGGUCUCGUACAAGAGGGCUGGGUUAUUGGUGAUCUUGUAGAGAUUGAUGACUGGAACGAAUACGGCGAGCUUAAGCAACGAGUCAAGAUUUACUAUGACGAGUUUACCAUUCCAAACAUCAACAACAAGCCCCCCGAGCCGCCAAAGAAAAAGAAAAAGGCAGCCAAAGCUGCAACGGCAAUCAGUGGAGUUAUUGCUGCUGGGUCUGCUGCUACAGCUGGAGUCGCGGCGGCUGCUGCUGCUGCUGCCACAGAGCUGGGCAAGGAUGCUCCCGACGCAGCCAAGGAUGCGCCCAAGGCCGCUGUUGACAAGAAGCAGGAGAUGGCCAUGUCUAUGAGAUCCAUGGCAGAUGAGGCAGCUGCGAAGGCUAAGGAAAUGAAGCUGAAGAGUCUGCGCGAAAAGGUACAUGGAACAAAGGCGGAAGAGAAGAAGGACGUUUCAGACGAGCCACCCAAGGACGAUGAUGUCAAGACGGACGCAACAGAAAAGGAAACGACCGAAGUCGAAAAGAAGGAUGACGCCGAAGAAGCAGUGGUUGACGAAACAAAAGCAAAGUCGGACAAGACCGAGUCUGAAGAUGACAAGGCCAAGACUGCUGAGGCAACCAAGGCUGAGUCAACAACAACAGCAGACGCUACCAAGACUGAAGAGGAUGAAGAUGAUGAUACUGGGGAUUCAGAGCCAGUCGUACACGCAAAGAAAGCCGCUAUCGUUGCACCGAUUGUGGCGGACGAAGAAAAGGCGGAAGCAAAGUCUGAACCCAGCAAAGAGGUUAAGCCAGCUAGCGAGGCCCAGGAUGUGCUCAAGGAGGAGCCAAAGCAAAAGGAGGCCGAAGCUACACCAACGAAGAAGGCCGCUGAGGCAGCUUCAAAAGAGGUCAAACCUACUGUCAACGUUGAACCAACAACACCAAAGAAGACGGCACCAUCACAUUCAACGCUCCAAUCGCCUACCACUACGACAUGGAAGCACACUGCGUCUCAGCACAAUGCUCUCCGAGAGGCUAUUCAAAGUCCUACGAGCGGCAAGUGGAAACACAUUGGGGCGACUGCUGCUCCCGAGGAUGAUGAUAGUGAUGAGGAAGACGACGACGAUGAGGAUGAGGAAGAGGACGACGAUGAUGAAGAGGACGAAGACGUUAAGAAGUCGGCAGCUGCUGCUAAGGAUACCACCGCACAGAAAAAGCAAGUAUCGAAGGACGAUGAUGAGGACGACUCCGAUGACGAAGACGAAGACGAAGACAGCGAUGAAGAGGAAGAAGAGGUGAAGAAGCCUGCACCAAAUAAGGCUGCCGCACCAGCGGCAAAGCCGAAAAGCAAGCCAACUGAAGAUGACGAAGAAGAGGACGACGAUGAGGAUGAAGAGGAGAGCGACGAAGACGAGGACGACGAGCCAGCAAAGCCUUCUAAGCCUUCGCCUGCCAAGGCGGCUGCCCCAAAAGCUGCAGCCAAACCGUCCGAGGAUGACGACGAUGAAGAAGACGACGAGAGCGACGAGGAGGAAACCAAGCCAGCGGCUAAAAAGUAAUGAAUUCGCAUCAUAAGCAUCUGCCAUACGGACACGACUCACGUCACGACAGUUAACAUACACAUACAUACCCCCAUUUUUCAUAGCACCGAAAUCUGAAUCAUACAAAGUUCAAUAAAGAAGCAUGGCCAAUAUGUAGACAUACACAUACAUAACAUACAGACUUAAAUAACCACAAAAUCCACCUUUCCACGAUUUAAUACAAUCCGUCAUCGUCGCUGGCUCCUCCUUCCUGGAACCCAGCAACAGCCUUUCCUUUACCCUUUGACCUGCUACCCGGCCUCGUCUCGCCCUCACUAUCGCUCGCUGGCGCCGUUGCCUUUCCUUUACCCUUGAUAGCCGCCUUGACUGCCGCCUUGAUCAAGCCGCGCGACGACGGUCGACUAGGCGGUCUUGCCGGCGCUGUUGCUGGCACCGCUGCCGGCUUCUUGCCCUUCUCCUUGUCCUCGGGAGCACUCUCAAACAUAGCCCGCACCUUUUCAUAGUGCGCCAGCUCGCCAGCCGAGACACUAGGAAUCAGCUCGGCAUGGGCAGCGUGGAAAUCCGCCUCAGUGACCAGCACAGCCAAGUCCUCCUUGGUGGCGUAGUGGUCAAAGUAACCCGCCGUAGACAAGGGGAUCUCACGACCGACAUUGAGCGCAGCCAGCUUCGUGUCCACGGCGCUUGCGCACCGCGUUACAGCCUUGAGCAUGGCAUCAGUGCACAGCGCGUAGAAAUCGGCACCGGUAUAGUGGAAGGGCAACUGCUCUGCCACACGGGCCAGCGACAGCGCCGGGUCGAGCGUGAACUUGCGCGUCAGGGCCUCCAGGAUAGUCUGCUGCUUCUCGUGGGUGUCCGACACACCCAAGUACAACAUCUUAUCGAAGCGUCCGGGUCGUAGUAGCGCCGGGUCCAGUAAGUCAGGACGGUUCGUGGCGCCAAUGACAAACACGCCGCUUCCGCCAGAGUCGUCGCCGCCGCCAGACAUGCCGUCGAGCUCCGCGAGCAGCUGCGACACAAUACGGUCCAUGACGCCGCCCGAGUCACCUUGGUUACCACGCUUGGGCGCCACCGAAUCCAGCUCGUCAAAGAAGACAACACACGGGCGGGCGUCGCGCGCACGCUGGAAGACGCGGCGCACGUUGGCCUCAGACUCACCAAUGUACAUGUUGAGCAGCUCGGGGCCCUUGACGCUGAAGAAGUUGAGGCUGUACUCGGUGGCAAUGGCCUUGGCGAGCAAUGUUUUACCGGUACCAGGGGGACCGUAGAAGAGAAUACCAGAGCGCUUCUUCAUGCCCUUGGCGAAGAGCUCGGGGCGCUCGAGCGGCAGCUGGAUGGUCUCGGUGAUGGCGUCCUUGACGUUGGAGAGACCGCCGACGUCGUCCCAUGUGACGUUGGGGAUCUUGGGCGCGCCAAUUGAGUCGGAGAAGUUCUUGCGCGCGGCUUCGACGGCGACUUCAAAGUCAGAGGCGGUUAGGGAGCGCGCGAGAGGGCCGCCGGCGACUUGGAGAUCGCGGACGGUGAGGGGCAGCCCGGCGGUGGGGUUGGCGGUGGUGAGCUUCUCUAGGCGCGAGAGCUUGGCGAGAGAUGCGCGCUCGACGACGUCGACGAGAUCGCCGGCAACGAGGGCGGCGGUCUUGAGCGCAAUGGAGUUGAGGUCGAUGCUGGGGUCGAGGGUGACGGCUUUGUUGUCGAUGACGGUGCGCAGGAUGGCCUCACGCUCGGCUUCAUCGGGGGCUCCCAUUUCGAGUUCGUGCGUGAAGAGCGCGCGCACGCCGUCGGGGACUUGGUCUACGUCGUUGGUUGUGGCAAUGAGCACGCGGGUGUCGCUAAGGAUCUCCUUGAAAGAUGCCUCGAUGCGGUCUGCCGUCAGGGCCUCAAUAUGCUGGAUUAGCAGCGCGCAGCAGUCGGCGCCGCAGCUCUGGGCACGCUCAGCGCGUGUGCGCAGGAAGCCUUCGGUCUUGACGUCGCUGCCGCUGCCGCUGCCUUCGUUGAGGAUGUCGUAGGCGUCGAUCUGGUAUGUGUGCAGACCGACGUCGGCGCAUGCGUUCGUUGCCAUGGUCGUCUUGCCAAUGUUGCGGUGCGUCGAUGUCAGCAGGAUCGCCACAGGCGGCAUCUUGAGGUGGAUGGCGCGCUGGGACGUCGCGGCAACGAGGAGCUCGCGGAUCUGUCGGCGCAAAGGAGGAAUAUACUCUUGGGCGCCGCUGACGGGGAGAGCUGCCGGUGCAGACACGGAUGCGCGGCGGGGAGUCUGGCGCAGGCCGAGAUAGUACGGCCAUGUGCUGGAGCUGGUUCCGGGAAUGCGGCUGGUAACGAAGCCGGAGCCGUGCAUGCCGACGGUCGAGCUGUCGAUGCAGGCCACGGAACCCCAGAAUGCCUCGGCCGUGCCGUCUUCGUCCUCGUCCGACUUUUGGAUCUGGAUAUGCCCAACCUUGAACCAGGCGACGCCGUCAAAAUGCGACGAGCCGCCGUCGGCAGAAGUUUCAUCGGCGGUCAGGGCCAUGACGUCGUCCACCUCUGAACCGCCAGCGCCGACUGCCUCUUGGAGUGUUCGACCGAGCUGGGAGUCGACAGAUACAGCGAUGAGGUCGCCGGUGCGGACGAGACGUAGCUUAUCGGCAAAGUAGUGCUUCAGGCCACCCAGGACGGCAGUCUGGUAAGCUCGCUCGGCGGACACGGGAGUGCGAAUAUGGUGGAUCGUAAUGUCGCGAGCGUAUGGAGGGCGCAGGGCGCUUGUGAAGCGAGGAUUUGUUCCCUUUCCGUGGUAUGCAGACUUCUUGAGCGCCGAGAUGCGCACGUGUGUAGCGUUGUCGAGGUUGGCAAGGAGGAUCGGCGAGGCAUAGGCUGUCGGGCUCGUAGGUCGCUGGACUUGGGACUCGAAGAAGGAUGGCCGGCGCUCAACGCGGCGUGAGGUGACGAUGCGGCUGACAGGCUUUUGCGAGUAGCCUUCAGGAAGACCGUAGACGCGGACGGGGCGCCAGUUUGCUGGCUCGGCUUCCAUUUGACCAAAGCUGCCGAGGCCAAAGGCGCCGAAGCCGUUCAGAGGAGGCUCCUCAGCGAACUCGACGCGCGCCCAGUCACCAGAGAAGCAGCCAAUCUUGGACAAGGACGACAUGUCGACGUAGAUGCGGGCCUCCUCGUCGUCCUCGGUGCCGGGCUUGGGGUGCAGAAGCUCGGAGGGAAUUGGUCUGCGAAGGCCAGCAGCUUUGAAGAGCCGGCCCCGUGGGCGAUCUUGGCGAGCUGUGGUAGCGGUAAAAUUGGAAAAUACGGAACCUGGAGUUGCUGCGCCAUUGGUCUUGCGGCCACGGACGGUGCCGAGUGUCAUGGGAGUGCCGGGGCCCAUUGUGUUCAUGGUCGAGCUGGUAGAGUGCAGAGCCGGCGCUUCGAGCGAAAUCAUGUCGUCCAUGGAGUCGUCAGAGAGCUCUUCAUCUUCGGAUCCCGAGAUUUCUGUUUCUGUUUCGGUGGCCGUUUCGGUCUCGGUCUCGGUCUCGACGCGGGCGUCUGUCUUGUAUCGUUCCUCGGCAGCGGAGAAGAAUUGGUCGUUGCUGGUGUCCUCAUCGUCUUCGGGCACGCCAUUGAGUCGUGAGCUCGAGCUGAGCGACGAAACGCUCUUGUCUGCGCGGCGGUGCACUCUGCCGCGCAUGAGCACAAUCUUGGUGCUCGGCGUCAAGACACCCUGCGCCACAGGCUCACAGAGCACAAUCUUGCCUGGGUUUGGGGGCAGAUGAGUGACGGGGUGCGGAGCUAGCGGCAGAGGAAACAGGUCGCCUGUGUGCACAAUGGUGAGGCUGCUAAGCGCUGUGCGAAGGGCCAGCGUUAAGCGCCCCUCCGGUGAAGCGUUGGCCACAGCUGCCUUGUUGGACGAAGCGGGCUGGUGGUCGCGGAAGAAGGUUCCCUCGCCGUUUUCGAUUCGUUUUGUGAGUUCGCUCUCCAAGCUGACAAAGACUGUCUCCAAUGGCACGGGGGCGACAUCAAGAACAAGAAUCUCGAUGCCGCUGCGGCUGUGGCUGGUGAGCUUGGACGGCGCAACUUGCUGGAGCGUGACUGCGAAGCUCUGUAGGGCGGGUGACGACGGCGAGAACUGGACAAUGGAGUGUGCGAGCGACGAGGAGCGAACGACAGGCACAACGGACCAGCUUAUAUCGGUGGGUGCGGCGUUGGGGGUCCAUGGGGCAAUGGCGACGUAGUGAAUGUCGGCGUCGUCACCUAGAAAAGUGAAGAUGUUAGCAGGCGAAACACCGAACAAUGAUAGCUAGCUUUUAUUCGUCAGGAGACCCUUACUGUUGCGGAGAUGAGGGAACAAGUCCACAAAGAGAUCCUCAGAGAGAAUGCCCACGUCGCUCUUGACGUGGUCGUCGAGCACGAGGCGCGAGGAGAUGGCGGGCUUGUCUUGCCGGCGUCGGCGGCGGCUAAGAGGCCCGCUAGAAGCUGCCGGAGCAGUCAUGAUGCAGAAUGUGAGGUAAAAUAGGAACGAUAAACGGGGUGUGGCGAAGCAAUUGGCUAGAAAUGCAAACGAGGAUGGUUGGAAAGCUCAACCUGGGGAAAUCGCGGGAUCGCGGUUAUGUCAUGUCGAUGCGGAUGGGGGAAGAAUGCAGCCGCAACAAAGCUUCAGGGAGGAUGAACCGCGUGAUUGCCGCGUGAAUUGUCGUUCGAGACGCGCAGAGAAGCUCCAAGCAGCAAAGAAGAGAAAGCAGAAAAGAUGGC
This is a messenger RNA of [Torrubiella] hemipterigena, 6542 nucleotides long. The record is from the annotation of a GenBank genome assembly. Lineage: Eukaryota; Fungi; Ascomycota; Sordariomycetes; Hypocreales; Clavicipitaceae.